This is a messenger RNA of Laccaria bicolor S238N-H82, 1296 nucleotides long. RefSeq lists its product as uncharacterized. The record is from RefSeq and is a predicted model, not a curated record. Gene Ontology annotation, cellular component: cytosol. Gene Ontology annotation, molecular function: protein-folding chaperone binding. Lineage: Eukaryota; Fungi; Basidiomycota; Agaricomycetes; Agaricales; Hydnangiaceae. Bases 1 to 1296 code for a protein of 431 amino acids. Gene Ontology annotation, biological process: translational initiation. The transcript has 5 exons.
AUGCCUGUGACUCGCUCGCCCAGGAAGAUACUUGGUGUAUCGGACGCGGCUACUGCAGAUGAAAUCAAGCAUGCUUAUAGGACAAUGGCUUUGAAAUGGCACCCAGAUCGCCACAACGAGGACAAGGAGAGAGCUACGAGGCGAUUUGUUGAGGUCAAUAACGCUUAUAGGACAUUGGCGCAGGAUGAACCGUUGGAAACACAGGUCCCAGAUCUUUCUGUUGAUCGUCAACGCAGCGCAACCCACUCAUCGCUUUCUCGGGCAAUGAGUUCGUCUUCCAGCGAGGAGUCUUCUCGCUCCUCGAGUUCGGUCAUCCAUAUCGCUGCUUCAAGCGCGGAAUCGCUUAUCACGCCGCCAUCUAGUCACGCAGAGAGUGUUCGCCCUUUCAGUAAACAAGGCCAGCGUAAAGGUCCCAUGGACCAAUUCCAAAGAUCUACAGAGCCCCCCAACCGAUCACGGAUGCCAGCUCCGAGCGCAGACUUCCGUCGACAACCUCCAUUUAUUCCCGCGAAUCGAUCUCACGAUUUGGCAAGUGCGACCUCAGAUGGGCAAGAACAGACGGUCCCAGUGGCGCGUAACCCUCAAAAUUUGCGGAACGUCACUGGAUCACGCAGAAGCAUGCCCUUCUCUAUCUUGCCGCCCAGUACAACUGUGCCGCAGACCCCAUUGGAUUUUUCGUUAGGACCACCAAGGACCAAGAAAGUUCAAGCAUCACCAUACAAUCUCCCAUUACCAUCGCUGGGCGUUGGUUCAUCGGGAGCAUCUAUCUAUUCGCUCUCCCUGUCUCUCGAAGACCUCAUGAGGGGUAAACAUUUCCAAUUUAGCAUCACACGCCGCCUUCUUUCUGGCAGGUCGAAGAGUAUCGUUCUCGACGUCGACAUCCCGCCUGGGUGCCGCAUUGGCACUAAAAUUCUCUGUCGCGGCGUUGGUAAUGAGGCACGGAACGGCACUCAGCAAGAUAUUGUUUUCGUCAUCGACGAAGCCUAUCAUCAGAAGUUCAAGCGGGUCUUGGACGAUCUUAUCAUGGAUAUACGUCUGCCUUGGUCUGACACGUUACCCCUCCAAGGGGGUUAUAUUGACUUUGCGGGGCUUGAGGGUCGGAACCUUUCUAUCUAUAUCGACUACCCCCGAAGUAGAUCCAUGAAAGGCGUAAACGUCGUCACUGGUGCAGGUAUGCCAAUCAGAGAGGGAGGCUCGGUGGUAGGGAGAGGAAAUCUGACUGUCCGGUGGGAGAUCUUUCCCCCACCGCCUAAAAUUAUGCAAUAUGUUAGAAAGGUGUGGCAUCAUAGACAGUAA